GGUGCAGGAACGUGCCUCUGGCGAACGUGUGACGUAUCGUGACCAUUGCGAUGUAUAACAAAACCUGGCGAACACCUGCUCGAGGCAUAUCGCAUUCUUCCCAAUAACAAUUCAGUUGUACUCUCCAUCUUGCACCAUCACAAUGUUCGCUCCCCGUGCCAUCGUAUCACCACUUACCCGAGCCGCAUUCAGGCCACAGACGAUUCGCGUUGCUGCCAGGCCGGCCUACUUUCGCAUUCAAGCUGCAUUCAACUCAACAAUAUCAGAAGCCAUAACACAUGAUCACCGCGAGCUAAAGACAUACUACAAUGAGAUUGUCGAUAACCCUGACGAUAUUGACCACAUUACACGCUAUGGCAACCAAUUCACAUGGGAGCUAGCCCGCCACUCUGUCGCCGAGGAACUUCUCGUAUAUCCAGCCAUGGAGAAGUACAUGGGAGAAAAGGGAAAGCAACACGCAGAGUCUGACCGGAAACAGCAUCACGAGGUGAAAAUCCUACUCAAGGAGUUCCAAAACAUGGACCCAGCGUCCUCGACCUACAUCCCCAAGUUGAAAGAGAUUUGGUCCCUCCUCGAGCGCCACAUUGCCGAAGAAGAGAAAGAUGACCUACCUGCCCUCGAACAAGCCCUUUCCUCUGAGAAGAACCGCGGAAACUCCCAAUCCUUGGCCAAGAACUUUGCUCGCACGAAAGCCUUUGUGCCAUCAAGGAGCCAUCCCAGUGCAGGAGAGAAUCCGUAUUUCGAGGGUCCGAUGGGUAUGUUGGCUGCGCCGAUUGACCACAUUGCGGAUAUCUUCCGCAAGUUUCCCGAUGGCACUAUUAGUCCGAAUCCCAGCAAGAAGUGAGGGUGAACAGCUGGAUAGCCGACCUGUGAGCGGGAGUGUGAAGGGGUCUAAAUGGAGCCCAAUGUCUAACGUUGUCGUUUUGGUACUGGAAAAAUGUGUAACAAACAUCAUGAUGUGUAAUCAUAGCUUUGGUGCGAUGUCACCUGUCAAUGUAUCAAUUCUUCGAUUCUUG
Alternaria alternata is the source of this 1016-nucleotide messenger RNA. RefSeq lists its product as hypothetical. Lineage: Eukaryota; Fungi; Ascomycota; Dothideomycetes; Pleosporales; Pleosporaceae. The transcript has 3 exons. The record is from RefSeq and is a predicted model, not a curated record. The coding region runs from base 143 to 844 and encodes 233 amino acids.